GCUGAUUGACACUGUUUGACUGCGAGUUGAUUUGCGUGUCCGCGCGCUCUUGUUCCUUUUCACCUUCACACACACUCACACGCACACGAAACGUCGCGAGCCAACGACCGAUCCGCGCGCGCCAAUGUAGCACCGAAAUCGCUCGAGCUGCUGUCGGUCGUGUGGAAGCAGAGAAGAAACUGGGGGACUGCAGCCAUCAUCCGGGGACCAGAGAGAGAGCGAGAGCGAGAGAGAGAUGUGCUGCUGAGUGAGGAAUUGCGGGAUCGCUGCAGCUCCACAUGCAGUUUCGGGUUUGAUCGAGCAGGUUUCCAGCGGCAGUGAACUCGGACGGAAUCAUGAUGGCGAGCGACUCUCCGGCCCGCAGCCUGGAUGAGAUCGACCUGUCGGCUCUGCGGGAUCCUGCGGGAAUCUUCGAGCUGGUGGAGCUUGUGGGAAAUGGAACAUACGGCCAAGUGUACAAGGGCCGCCAUGUUAAGACGGGCCAGCUUGCUGCAAUCAAGGUCAUGGACGUCACAGGGGAUGAGGAAGAGGAAAUCAAAGCAGAGAUCAACAUGCUGAAAAAGUACUCACAUCAUCGCAACAUCGCUACAUACUAUGGAGCCUUUGUCAAGAAGAACCCACCGGGUGUCGACGACCAGCUGUGGUUGGUGAUGGAGUUCUGUGGUGCCGGCUCAGUCACAGACCUGAUAAAGAACACUAAAGGAAACUCACUAAAGGAGGAGUGGACGGCUUACAUCUGCAGAGAAAUCCUCCGAGGUCUGACUCAUCUUCACCAGCACAAAGUCAUCCACCGGGACAUUAAAGGCCAGAACGUCCUGCUGACGGAGAACGCCGAAGUCAAACUGGUGGACUUUGGUGUGAGUGCACAGUUGGACCGCACCGUGGGCAGGAGGAACACAUUUAUUGGCACGCCGUACUGGAUGGCUCCGGAGGUCAUUGCCUGUGACGAGAAUCCAGACGCCACGUAUGAUUUCAAGAGCGAUUUGUGGUCUUUAGGAAUUACAGCGAUAGAGAUGGCAGAAGGAGCACCACCGCUGUGUGAUAUGCACCCAAUGCGAGCACUUUUCCUCAUUCCCAGAAAUCCAGCUCCUCGACUCAAGUCGAAGAAGUGGACGAAGAAGUUCCAGUCAUUUAUUGACAGCUGCCUGGUGAAGAACCACACGCAGAGGCCCAGUACGGAGCAGCUGCUGAAACAUCCCUUCAUCCGAGACCUGCCUAAUGAGCGACAGGUCCGCAUCCAGCUCAAAGACCACAUCGACCGCACCAAGAAGAAGAGAGGAGAGCGGGAUGAGACGGAGUACGAAUAUAGUGGCAGCGAGGAGGAGGAGGAGGAACGGGACAUCGGAGAACCCAGCUCCAUCAUCAACAUCCCGGGUGAGUCCACUCUGAGGCGGGACUUCCUGCGUCUGCAGCUGGCCAAUAAGGAGCGUUCCGAGGCCCUGCGCCGACAACAGCUGGAACAGCAGCAGAAUGAUGAGCACAAGCGCCAACUACUGGCCGAGAGACAGAAGCGCAUCGAGGAGCAGAAGGAGCAGAGGAGGAGGCUGGAGGAGCAACAGCGUCGGGAGAGAGAGCUGCGCAAACAGCAGGAGAGAGAGCAGCGGAGACGCUAUGAGGAGAUGGAGCAGUUACGCAGAGAGGAGGAGAGGAGACACGCCGAGAGGGAACAGGAGUAUAAGCGGAAGCAGCUGGAGGAGCAGAGGCAGGCCGAGAGGCUUCAGAGACAGCUCCAGCAGGAGAGAGCUUACCUGGUUUCCCUUCAACAGCAGCAGCAGGAACCUCGAUCUGCCGAGAAGAAGCAGCUCUAUCACUACAAGGACUCGGUCAACCCCAGUGACAAACCCGCCUGGGCCAAAGAGGUCAUGAGACGAGCCCAGAGUAACUCCCCUCGUCUGCCUACAAAGAACCAGUACCAUGGGGAGGCACAGCUUUCACACCUCCUUCUCCUCUCUGACCACAUCUCUAUCCAAGCCCCUGCCCGUCCCCCAUCCUACCCAGCCGCCGCCCCCUCCCACGCCCAGAGAAAGAGGGCCGAGAUUCAGCUCAGGCAGCUGGGCAGCAGCGCCAACGUUCCCAGGUUCCGGGUGUCCUGUGAGCCGAAUCUGGCUCAGCUGUUCCCAGGGCAGGGCCACAAGAGGCGUGGGCGGAGCCCCGGACGAUCCAGAGCACAGGGCAGUGAGGUGGAGGAGCGAUCCAAACUAAACCGACAGAGUUCUCCAGCUCUGCAGCACAAAGUGGCCAAUCGAAUCUCUGACCCGUCACUGCCUCCUCGCUCCGAGUCCUUCAGCAGUGGUGGCAUCCAGCAGGCUCGGACUCCACCCAUGCACCGCUCCGUUGAGCCCCAGAUGGCUCACUUGGUCUCGGUGAAGUCUCACGGCUCCUCGAUGACGGGCUCGCAGUCUCUGCAUGAUCAGUCUUCCCAGGGUGUCUCGGCUUUCCAGGAGAGUCUGUCGCCCCACCGGCCCCCGAUGCCCCGGCAGAACUCAGACCCCACCUCAGAGACACCCAUGCCUCCGCCUCGCAUCACAAGCCGCGAUGACAAGUUCGACCGCAGCUCCUGGUUGAGACAGGAAGAGGACGUUCCACCUAAAGUUCCUCAGAGGACGACCUCUAUAUCUCCUGCACUGGUUAGAAAGAACUCACCUGGGAAUGGACCUGGAGGUCUGGGGCCAAGGCCAGGUUCUCACCUUAUCCGAGCCAGCAACCCAGAUCUGCGGGUUCCCAUGGAGCCUGGACUCCCAAGGACGAGCAGCGGCAGCUCCUCCAGCUCCAGCACUCCGAGCUCUCAGGGUGGCUCCAGUGAGAGGAAUAGGGUUGGAGGAUCUGGAAAACCUGAGAGCUCUCCGGCUGUUUCCCAGGAGACCAAACACAAAAACCAGGAGGAGAGCAGGGAGAUGACGAGACCCAGCCGACCUGCUGAUCUCACGGCUUUGGCCAAAGAGCUCAGAGAGUUGCGCUCUAAUGAGGAGACAAACCGGCCACCCGUCAAAGUGACCGAUUACUCGUCGUCCAGUGAGGAGUCAGAAAGCAGCGAGGAGGAGGAGGGAGAGGGCGGCGCUCAUGAUGGAACAGUGCCAGUCAGUGACAUCCCUCGCAUCAUGCCAGCAGCUGGUCAGGGUGGGAACGAGCCGUUCGGAGCACUGGUGGGUGCAGAGGAUUCCCACGACGAGUCUUACGGCAACAACUCUAAAGACAGCACCCUGAUGAUGAGAGAGAUGUUUGGGGAAAGAAAGUGCUCGGGUCAUGCCGAGAGCAACGGUUUCCCUGGUAACGUCAAUCUUCCUGAUCUAGUGCAGCAAAGCCACUCCCCCUUGGCCACGCCCAGCGAAGGCCCAGGGCUCCACUCCAGUCUGCUUGGGCAGGACCUGGACUCUGUGGCUGAAUAUGGAAGCGGCUCUAAAGCCUCCUUCACCCCGUUCGUGGAUCCGCGAGUGUACCAGACUUCACCGACUGAAGAAAACAGUGAGAACUCAGCAGCAGCUCUCUCAGUUGACGAGCUGCUGAGGCAUGAGCAGGAACAAGAACAAGCUCGGCUCAAUGAGGCUCGGAAGAUCUCCGUCGUCAACGUCAAUCCCACCAACAUCCGGCCGCACAGCGACACGCCCGAGAUCCGCAAAUACAAAAAGCGCUUUAACUCCGAGAUCCUGUGUGCAGCUCUGUGGGGCGUGAACCUGUUGGUUGGGACUGAAAAUGGACUGAUGUUGUUGGACCGCAGCGGUCAGGGGAAAGUAUACAACCUCAUCAACCGCCGGCGCUUUCAGCAGAUGGACGUCCUGGAGGGCCUCAAUGUUCUUGUCACCAUCUCCGGCAAAAAGAACAAGUUGAGGGUUUACUACCUGUCAUGGCUUAGGAACCGGAUCCUCCACAACGACCCUGAGGUGGAGAAGAAGCAGGGCUGGACCACUGUGGGUGAUCUGGAGGGCUGCGUUCAUUACAAAGUUGUGAAAUAUGAGAGGAUCAAGUUCUUGGUCAUUGCCUUGAAGAAUUCGGUGGAGAUUUACGCCUGGGCUCCGAAACCAUAUCACAAAUUCAUGGCUUUCAAGUCCUUCACUGAUCUGCAGCACAAGCCUCAGCUGGUGGAUCUGACCGUAGAGGAAGGUCAGAGGUUAAAGGUCAUCUACGGCUCCAGCGUCGGGUUUCAUGUCAUAGAUGUCGACUCGGGGAACCCGUACGAUAUCUACAUCCCAUCGCACAUUCAGGGCAGUGUCACCCCUCACGCCAUUGUGGUGCUCCCCAAGACCGACGGGAUGGAGAUGCUUCUGUGUUAUGAAGAUGAGGGAGUCUAUGUGAACACUUACGGCAGAAUCACUAAAGACGUGGUGCUACAAUGGGGAGAGAUGCCCACCUCUGUUGCCUACAUCCACUCCAACCAGAUCAUGGGAUGGGGAGAGAAAGCCAUCGAGAUCCGUUCUGUGGAGACGGGACACCUCGACGGAGUUUUCAUGCACAAGCGAGCUCAGCGACUGAAGUUUCUGUCUGAGAGAAAUGACAAGGUCUUCUUUGCCUCAGUCCGAUCAGGAGGCAGUAGCCAAGUUUUCUUCAUGACCUUGAACAGAAAUUCCAUGAUGAACUGGUAAACCCCGCCCACACACCUGCCCCCAUGCCCACAGGCCCCAACACCCCCCCACACACACACACAUUGUCUCUGUGGACGUAUUCUGUUUUUCUAAAGUGAUGGGGCGACAAGAACCCACAGUGUGUGGAACCACAGGGCGUGUUUAAGAGUAAAUACUUUUAGAAAAUAAAUUAAUCAAAUAAAAUAAAGGCCAGGAGCCGCUCCAGAGAGCCGAAGUUCAUCUCACAUCCACACAAAGCUCCGGCCGCCAAGAGAAGAACAACCACCUCCUGUACCCAGAAUUCCUUACGGCUCGUACCUGCGAGGUUCUCGUUUUUAUCAUGACUCGUGUGUUUUAGAAGGAGAGCAGAGACGGACAGGACUGAUGACGGAGAUGGGCGAAAACAAACGAUAUUGUAACUGUUUAGACACUUUCAACACAAUUUAUUGCUGUUGGAUUGAUAAAACAAUUGUGUGGAGAAGUGUGUGUGUGUUUCAUGAAUUUAUUUGACCACUUUGUUAUUGCAUUUCAUCACACUGUAACUGUACAGAGGUUUAUGUAUGGUUUGUAUGUUCUCAGUGUAUUUCCAUUUGCGUGUGUGUGUGUGUGUGUGUGCGCGCGUGUCCUCGUUAUCCAUCAGUACGAAAAACAUCACACAGUAUCUAAGAGAAUCCGAAUGUGUGGAUGUUUUCUACAGUACAUUACAACAGAAUUUUGGGAACUCUUUGGGGAAAAUAAAGCUCUGUUUCUCUUCAUUAUAUCACGAUCCCAAGUGAUGGAUUUUAGCUUUUUGGACGUCGUUGCUUCAGUGCAAUAAAGACCAUGAGAUAUCAGUUUUGAUGUGUGGUGGACGAGGUUUUAGCUCGAACCUGAACGAAGUCCCACCAGUCUGAAGCUGUGACUUUCAGAGCUGUGUUAGAGGUGUAUGUUCGGUUUUUUUUUUUAAUAAUCCUUUAAUAAAAUUGAUCAUGCAACGCAGAUGUGAUUUCUGUUUUUUUCUCGGAUUGCGUAACAACAAAGGAAUGAGUUUGGUGCAUUGGGCUUCCUCUAAACCUACCUCAUUUCCUUCCUUCAGUCAAGUUUAUAUUCAAUCAUGACAUCACAUAAUCAUUAAUAAAAUAUUCUCUCUAAUUCAGACAAGGCAUUAAUUCAAAGGUAUAAGAAUCUCAAUUCAAUCAUUUUUAUUAUAAAUUAAUUCUUUAUGCAUCUUGAUUUUUUUUGUGAUUUUAUUCCAGUAAAAUAAUGUGUUUGAGUUUGAGCUGUCAGGAUGAAUUUCACUCUUCAGCUACGACUUAAAUGUUUAUAAUAUUUACACUUUCAGAAGCAAAAAAUAACAAAUACACACGUGAAUAUUUAAGACUCAUAACACAAAUUUAUCAAAACAUGCAUUUUUUUCAAUGACAUUUUAUGAUGUUUUGUGCAUAAAUUCUGAAUCAUUUUUGAGAAUCAUGGUGUAUAAAAGAAAUAGAUUUUUUUUUGCUUCAACUCAAAGAUUUGAAAUAAAGUUCAAAAAAUACAAUAAAGUUUAAUAUGAAAUACGAUAUUAAAUAUUUUAAUAACAUGAAUUGGGUUAGAUUUCUGCAGCAUCUUAAUCCACUUUUUAAGGUUGAGUCACUAUAAAAAUUAAUUAAUUAAUUAAUUAAUUAAUUAAUUAAUAAAGGGUUGAUUUUGGACUUCGAUAAGCCUGUUUACUAAAGCAGAGAGUGAAAUAAAAAGCAGAGCUAAAUGUUUAAAACAUAAACUGUCUGAUGUUCAGAGACGAAUCACACAAUCAGAAUCAUUGAGCUGUUGGUGCCGUGACACAGACGUGAAAUGUGUCGACAGGAGAAAUAAAAGAGAAAGAAAUGGAAAAGAUCAAACAGAAUCAGGACAAAAAGUUUCAGCGAGUAUGUAAAAAUGUGUGAAAACGUAAAAAUGUAUCGAAACAGAUUAGAGGUCACUUUUACUUUCAGGUCACGUUACAGGCACUAUCUAGAGCAAAACGUCACACCCAUACGACCCGUUAUAUUCCAUAAAUAAACCAUAAGAGAGAGUGUGUGUGUGUGUUUCUGCAUGUCUAUACCUUUACUUUUGGGAUUUGACCUUCACACAAACAUAAAACUGUGAUAAAUGUCUCGUCUCGUUUUUUUGUAUUAUUCAUAAAAGUUCAUGUUUAACGUUUGAAUUUUAAUUAAAUUUAUUGCUUUCAUCAUGAGUCCUUCACUUGAUAUUGAGUUUCCUGGUAGCGCGGAAAGUUUCACACCUAUUUAUGUGAAAUUCCUCAGAUUUCUGAUUUGUUUUUAUCGGCUGAUACAGAGCUAAAAUAUCUCAAGUCCAUUUCGAAUUAAUGUUUAAAAAUGUGUGUUUUAACGAUUUAUUCUUGACCUUUUGAGUAAAUUGAAGCUGCUGUUUAACUGAAAUCAGGCAAAAUAAAUUCAGUAGAAGAACAGAAUAAAAGUUGAUUAGCAGUAAAAAUGAUUAUCGUACAAUAAGUUACACUGGCGUAUAAUUGUGUAAAUGCAGUUACAAUAAAAUGAUGCAUUUUAACAAUGAUUUAUAUGCUUCCAAACCUGACUCCAAGCAAUUUUCCAUUUUAUGACUUAUUUAAUGAUAUUUCAGCAAGUAUAUGCAAAGCUGUUUGGAAACUAAACAGUUGCAAAAAUAUAUAGUGAAUUAUCAUAUUAAUGAAAUAAAUAUGAAAUAUAAAUGGAGACUGGAGUUGGAGUUUAUGUGUAAACAAUAUUAUAAUAAUAUUUGUUAAUGUACAUUUUAUUGUAAUUCUAUUUACAGAAUGACAGGCUACUGUUAUUUCUACUGUUGCUUUUUUUCUUACAAGUUUUACAGUUGGUUUUUUUUAGUAUAUUCAUGUUUAUUCACUUUUUUUAUGAUAAUUUGUUGAAUGUUUCCAAAACACGAACAUUACAAUAAAAAUGAUUUUUAAAAAUCACACCAGUGAAAACCCAGAACCUGGUCUAAAGUCUGAUCUCGUCUAAUGUGUGUUUGGUACAAUAAAUUUCCACUCUACUGACUUUUAUUAUUGUAAUGUAAAGCACUUUUUAAUGUAAAUUGUUGAGCCCUGAGUUGUUAUAGAAUAACUAUCUAACAGAGAAACGCCGUGUGUGUGUGUGUGUGUGUGUGUGUGUGUGUGUGUGUGUGUGUGUGUGUGUGUGUGUGUGUGUGUGUGUGAAACUCCAAAUCAGAUGCUUGACACAUGUUAUCCUGAUCGGAUUUAUUUAUCGGUUUGUACAGAACACUUCUGGUUUGUCAUUGUAUUUGGAAGCGACAGUAUUAUUACUGAUUUUUUUGCAAAGGGAUUUUUUUUCUAUAGCUGUAUUUUGGAUUAGCUUGUUGGUCUGAAAAUGCUGAAAUCUAUAUUAGAAUGUCAGAGAUGUUUAAUAUCAGUGCUUUAUGUAAUAUCACUUUAUCCUAUUUCUCAUUUUAUCCUGGUACUGUUUGAUGCUUUUUUCCUUUUUCUUUAUAAAUUCACUGCUGAAUUACAGCUGAAAUGAUGUACGGAUACAUUUUUGUAGGGUGACAUUUUCCUUUGCCUGGUUUAGUUUUUUGGGGGAAAAGCACUCGUCAGGUUUAUAUUUGAAGGAAAGCCUGAAAGGAAACACUGAUGAUGUAAAUGAAAAAUAAACCUAACACUCAGUCAUGUUCGGAAAAAGCUAGAAUUAUUAGCAAUAAAAUGUAUCAUGGAUUUUUGUUAAAAUAUUUUUUCUGGUAUUUACUUUCUGUCUGAUUUUGGUAGAAAAAAUAUUCAAAAUGUUGAAAUGGUUGAUGUCCAAAAAUUGGGAUGCAGGAUGUCGGGUUCUGAGUGACGCAGGUUCUACACUGAUCUAUUCACGGUCUGUUCCCAUGUAACAUAAAGCAUUAGAAAUUUGCUGUUUUUUAAUAAAUUGAUGUAUCAAAUGA
Messenger RNA from Neoarius graeffei (lesser salmon catfish), 8450 nucleotides. RefSeq names its product TRAF2 and NCK interacting kinase b (gene tnikb). Lineage: Eukaryota; Metazoa; Chordata; Actinopteri; Siluriformes; Ariidae. The transcript is spliced from 32 exons. The record is from RefSeq and is a predicted model, not a curated record. Gene Ontology annotation, biological process: protein phosphorylation. Bases 336 to 4577 code for a protein of 1413 amino acids. Gene Ontology annotation, molecular function: ATP binding; protein kinase activity.